AUGGGCAAGCUGGUUCUCUUGCCCUCGGCCGUCGAGAUGGAGCUGCUGCUGCUGGGGCGGCUGCUGCUGGUGGUCCAGGUGGCGAGGAAGACGCUGAGCGGGGCGCCGGCGGCGGGGAGGUCCUCGGAGGGCUCGGUGUCGGCUUCGGAGGGCGUGAUCGGGCGCAGCAGGGGCCAAGGCAGCAGCAGCAGCAGCUGCAGAGGCGCCACUUCGAGCCAGCGGCCAGCCAUGGACCAUAGCCGGCCGCAGCCGCCGCCUCCCCCUCCUCCCCCGACGGCUGCCAAGAGCCUGGCCGCGCCUCGGGGCAGCAUGCUGAGCGCCUCGAAGCCUCUGGCGUUCUCCAUCGAGCGGAUCAUGGCCAGGGCGGGCCCCGAGCCCAAAGCCCUGCCGCUGCUGCCCCACUUCCUGCAGGGCGGAGGGGGCCCUAAGGCCGGGGACCCCGUCAAGCAGCAGCAGCAGCAGCAGGCGGCGGCGCUCAGCCUGGGCCCCUCCAUCCCCUGCAUGAUCCCCUUCGUGCCGCUGGCCUACGAGCCCUUCGCCAAGGCGGGCUCGGAGCCCAGGAAGGCCCCGCUGGAGCCCGUGUCGCCGUCGUCGCUGCUGAGCCUCAAGCCCCAGCAGGCGGCCGAGCUGCAGCAGCACUACAAGCUGGUCCGGCCCCGCGUGGUCAACCACUCCUCCUUCCACGCCCUGGGCGCCCUGGGCUACUUCAGCCGGGCGGCCGACCCCGCGCCCCUGCCGCCGCCGCCCCCGCCGCCCCCGCCGCCGUCGGGCCUGAGCCUCCACCCGGUGGCCUCCUAUUUCCUGGGAGCGCCGCUGCCGGCGCCGGGCUUGCAAGCCCCGACGGCGCCCAAGGCCUACCUGGCCGAGCGGAACAAGCUGCACGUGCUGCCGCCGCCGCCGCCAGGCUCCGACAAGUACCCGCCGCCGCCGCCGCCGGCCGCUGCCUUCAAGGACCUGGCGCACGCCCAGCUGCACAGCGCCGCCGCCGCCGCCGCCGCCGCGCACCUCCUGGCCGCCGACAAGCUGCCCUUCAAGGGCGUCGCGGCGGACUUCAGCCGCGGCUCGCCCGGCGCCAAGCCCAAAGUCUUCACGUGCGAGGUCUGCGGCAAGGUCUUCAACGCGCACUACAACUUAACGCGCCACAUGCCGGUGCACACGGGCGCCCGGCCCUUUGUGUGCAAAGUCUGCGGCAAAGGCUUCCGCCAGGCCAGCACGCUCUGCCGGCACAAGAUCAUCCACACCCAGGAGAAGCCCCACAAGUGCAACCAAUGCGGGAAAGCGUUUAACCGGAGUUCCACUUUGAACACUCACACGCGGAUCCACGCGGGCUACAAACCCUUCGUGUGCGAAUUUUGCGGGAAGGGCUUUCACCAAAAAGGGAACUACAAGAACCACAAACUGACGCACAGCGGCGAGAAGCAGUUCAAGUGCAAUAUCUGCAACAAGGCCUUCCACCAGGUGUACAACCUGACCUUCCACAUGCACACCCACAACGACAAGAAGCCCUUCACCUGUCCCACGUGCGGCAAAGGCUUUUGCAGGAACUUUGACCUCAAGAAACACGUCCGCAAGCUGCACGACAGCGGCGGCGGCGGCGGCGACGUCGCCUUCUCCCUACCAAAUAUCGGCCUGCUCCUGACUGUAAAUGGUAUCUUGGACCUGAGAAGGCGACUCAAGCAAGCGGUGGCCGCUGCCAGGUCCAUGAAAGGCGUCGUCGUGCUUAAUCAGGCGCGGGUGUUGUCUAACUGCAAAGCGCUCCUGUCCGCUUGCCAAAACACUGAUCCAACUGCUAAAGAGUUUAAUUAA
This is a messenger RNA of Elgaria multicarinata webbii, 1806 nucleotides long. RefSeq names its product FEZ family zinc finger 1 (gene FEZF1). The transcript is spliced from 7 exons. Lineage: Eukaryota; Metazoa; Chordata; Lepidosauria; Squamata; Anguidae. The record is from RefSeq and is a predicted model, not a curated record. The coding region runs from base 1 to 1806 and encodes 601 amino acids.